Molecule: messenger RNA, 1618 nt
Organism: Pecten maximus
Lineage: Eukaryota; Metazoa; Mollusca; Bivalvia; Pectinida; Pectinidae
Source: RefSeq, a predicted model, not a curated record
AUGUCCGACCAGGGGGAGCUGUACGAAGAUUCCUGGAUUCUAUAUCGUGUCCUGGACAGGAUGAUGGGGAACCGGGAAAUGGUGGCCGUCAGCAGGAAGCUGAUACUUGUACGAGAUAAAACGUCAGCCCACACAUUCCUACAAUGGAGAAUUUCGUUCGCGACUGCGGAACGCAAACUCAUUCAUUCUCUCAGUCAUGCCCAGGUCCUAGUGUACUGUCUUCUUAAGUACCUUUUAAAACAGAUAUCUGGGAAGUUGAAACAAAUAUAUGGGGAUACAGAUAUUCUCUCAUCAUAUAUUAUCAAAACAACUAUACUCCAUGCAGUAGAAAACACACCUUUAUCUUUAUGGGAAGAAAAGAAUACAUUUCUUUGUUUCAUGCUGUGUUUAAAUAUUUUGGCCACGUGGGUGAAAGCAGGAUAUUGUCCUAAUUACAUUAUAAAUAGGAACAAUAUGUUUCUCGGUAAAGUUCAUGGAGAACAUCAACAAAAACUCCUUCGUUUACUUGUUGAACUCCGUGAUAUGACAUGGGGUUGUCUAUCAAUAGGAACAUUCUUCCAACCAUCUAUAGGAGAGUAUAUUCAGAGGGUGAAAAAUGGAGCAUGGGAACUAGUACUGCCUACACCAGCACAAUCAGAAAGAGAAAUUGAUUUUACAAUAUUUGAACAGUCCUUCCUUUUGUUUUGUGCAACUGAUGUACUACCCGCUUUGAAACUUCUGAGCAAAUCAAAGUCGGACAUGGAUGAAUGCGUAGCUUACUUCAAUACAGUAAGUGCACUCUCUUUCAAAUGGAUGGAGGUAUUUGAGAAACAAGCUCCUCUCGAAGGAAACAAACAGAAGUACAAAUCUCUUAGGAAAUGUAAGAAGUUUAUAUCACCACUUGCCGUAACUUGUACAAGUCCAGGUCUACUGACGUUGGCAACCUAUCACUACCAGACUGGGAAUUACAUGAACACACUGGAAACGUGUGGAUACCUAAUCUCCUCGUGGAAAGUUUUCAGUGGGAAUAUUAGUGAGAAGGAUCGUGAUAGAUACGAACAUCUCUACUGUGGGCGUGGGUAUAGUCUUCUACACAAAUUUCAGCAAGCAUUUAUAUUUGACAUGGUUUUUACAGAAACAUCUUCAUAUUUCUGUCCAGUUAAUUUACAACAAGAGUUAACGAACGUUGGUAGUAGCAAACUUAUAAUCCCACCACUCCCUUACGCCGUGUUCCUGACCUUCCUGUGUUACCAUGAGCUGAACGAUACAAGAAGACGUGACGCAGCACUGAAAGACCUUCGGGCCGUGAAGUAUGAUACAAACCAGGGAGGAAGUAAAUACUGGAUUGUCCACAAUCUCUUAGGGAUCUGUUACGAAAUGGUCGGGGACAUACACAUGGCUCUAAGGGAAUACAAAAACUCUCUGAGUGGUGAAAAACUAUUUCAUUAUAAUAAUCCCGCCAUGGAGAGGAUAGAACGACUCGAAUAUUAACAAUAACGGCAAAGAAUUUAUUUUCGAUGCUAUGUAAAGGAUCAACAUCAAUAGAAAUGAUUCCGUACUUGUUAUAUACAUGUUAAUAUGUACGUGUGAAAUGUACAUAUUCUAUAAGAAUGAUAUGUACACAAUAUUCCGUAAGAGC